Messenger RNA from Macaca mulatta (Rhesus monkey), 4192 nucleotides. It is a transcript of the gene SMPD4, whose product is annotated as sphingomyelin phosphodiesterase 4. The record is from RefSeq and is a predicted model, not a curated record. Gene Ontology annotation, molecular function: sphingomyelin phosphodiesterase D activity. Lineage: Eukaryota; Metazoa; Chordata; Mammalia; Primates; Cercopithecidae. Gene Ontology annotation, biological process: sphingomyelin catabolic process; glycerophospholipid catabolic process; ceramide biosynthetic process.
UGUUUACGCGCACGCGCAUUCCUUGCGGGGGAGAAAUUGCGUGAGCCCUACCUCGAGGCGCCGGAGGCCACCACAACGCAGGCGCAUUCAGCUGCGGACCACCCCCUCCCCCCGCACUCCUGCCUCGCCACUUCCCGUCCUCGCCCGGCAGGCCUUCGCUUUGCGCACGCGCCGUGUGAGGUAACGGCCCAGAGAGGUAGAGACACUUUUCCCGCCCGGCCGCGGGGCGUGGCUCUGCGCGCAGCUUGAUGACGAAGUUUCGGCGCCGUGGCGGAAUGGCGGCUUCUACCUCUGAGGCGGGCGACGCUAUGGGUCCCACAGUGGCUUGCUAAGAAGCCCGUUUUCAACUCUCCACUGGAGGCUGCUAUGGCGUUCCCUCACCUCCAGCAGCCCAGCUUUCUACUGGCUAGCCUGAAAGCUGACUCUAUAAAUAAGCCCUUUGCACAGCAAUGCCAAGACUUGGUUAAAGUCAUUGAGGAUUUUCCAGCAAAGGAGCUGCACACCAUCUUCCCAUGGCUGGUAGAGAGCAUUUUUGGCAGCCUAGAUGGUGUCCUCAUUGGCUGGAACCUCCGCUGCUUACAAGGGCGUGUGAAUCCUGUGGAGUACAGCAUCGUGAUGGAAUUUCUUGACCCUGGUGGCCCGAUGAUGAAGUUGGUUUAUAAGCUUCAAGCUGAAGACUAUAAGUUUGACUUUCCUGUCUCCUACCUGCCCGGUCCUGUGAAGGCGUCCAUCCAGGAGUGCAUCCUCCCUGACAGUCCCCUGUACCACAACAAGGUCCAGUUCACCCCUACUGGGGGCCUUGGCCUGAACCUGGCCCUGAAUCCGUUCGAGUAUUACAUAUUCUUCUUUGCCCUGAGCCUCAUCACUCAAAAGCCACUCCCUGUGUCCCUCCACGUCCGUACUUCAGACUGUGCCUAUUUCAUCCUGGUGGACAGGUACCUGUCGUGGUUCCUGCCCACUGAAGGCAGUGUGCCCCCGCCACUCUCCUCCAGCCCAGGCGGGACCAGCCCCUCACCACCUCCCAGGACACCAGCCAUGCCCUUUGCUUCCUAUGGCCUCCACCACACUAGCCUCCUGAAGCGACACAUCUCUCAUCAGACGUCUGUGAAUGCAGACCCCGCCUCCCACGAGAUCUGGAGGUCAGAAACUCUGCUCCAGGUUUUUGUUGAAAUGUGGCUUCAUCACUAUUCCUUGGAGAUGUAUCAAAAAAUGCAGUCCCCUCACGCCAAGGAGUCGUUCACGCCUACUGAGGAGCAUGUGUUGGUGGUGCGCCUGCUGCUGAAGCACUUGCACGCUUUUGCCAACAGCCUGAAGCCAGAGCAGGCUUCGCCGUCCGCCCACUCCCACGCCACCAGUCCCCUGGAGGAGUUCAAACGGGCCGCUGUCCCGAGGUUCGUCCAGCAGAAACUCUACCUCUUCCUGCAGCAUUGCUUUGGCCACUGGCCCCUGGACGCAUCGUUCAGAGCUGUCCUAGAGAUGUGGCUGAGCUACCUGCAGCCAUGGCGGUAUGCACCUGACAAGCAGGCUCCGGGCAGCGACUCCCAGCCCCGGUGUGUGUCGGAGAAAUGGGCGCCCUUUGUCCAGGAGAACCUACUGAUGUACACCAAGUUGUUUGUGGGCUUCCUGAACCGCGCACUCCGCACAGACCUGGUCAGCCCCAAGCACGCGCUCAUGGUGUUCCGAGUGGCCAAAGUCUUUGCCCAGCCCAACCUGGCUGAGAUGAUUCAGAAAGGUGAGCAGCUAUUCCUGGAGCCAGAGCUGGUCAUCUCCCACCGCCAGCACCGACUCUUCACGGCCCCCACAUUCACUGGGAGCUUCCUGUCACCCUGGCCACCAGCAGUCACUGAUGCCUCCUUCAAGGUGAAGAACCACGUCUACAGCCUGGAGGGCCAGGACUGCAAGUACACCCCGAUGUUUGGGCCCGAAGCCCGCACCCUGGUCUUACGCCUUGCUCAGCUCAUCACACAGGCCAAACACACAGCCAAGUCCAUCUCAGACCAGUGUGCGGAGAGCCCGGCUGGCCACUCCUUCCUCUCAUGGCUGGGCUUUAGCUCCAUGGACACCAACGGCUCCUACCCAGCCAACGAUCUAGACGAGAUGGGGCAAGACAGCGUCCGGAAGACAGAUGAAUAUCUGGAGAAGGCCCUGGAGUACCUGCGCCAGAUAUUCCGGCUCAGCGAAGCACAGCUCAGGCAGUUCACGCUCGCCUUGGGCACCACCCAGGAUGAGAAUGGAAAAAAGCAGCUUCCCGACUGCAUUGUGGGUGAGGACGGACUCAUCCUCACGCCCCUGGGGCGGUACCAGAUCAUCAAUGGGCUGCGAAGGUUUGAAAUUGAGUACCAGGGGGACCCAGAGCUGCAGCCCAUCCGCAGCUAUGAGAUCGCCAGCUUGGUCCGCACGCUCUUCAGGCUGUCGUCUGCCAUCAACCGCAGAUUUGCAGGACAGAUGGCGGCUCUGUGUUCCCGGGAUGACUUCCUCGGCAGCUUCUGUCGCUACCACCUCACAGAACCCGGGCUGGCUAGCAGGCACCUGCUGAGCCCCGUGGUGCGGAGGCAGGUGGCUGGCUACACCCGUGGCCCCAGGCUCAGCCUGCGCUUCCUGGGCAGUUACCGGACGCUGGUCUCGCUGCUGCUGGCCUUCUUGGUGGCCUCUCUGUUCUGCGUCGGGCCCCUCCCAUGCACGCUGCUGCUCACCCUGGGCUAUGUCCUCUACGCCUCUGCCAUGACCCUGCUGACCGAGCGGGGGAAGCUGCACCAGCCCUGAGGGUGUCAGCUGCCUUCAGAGCAGGCUGGGGGGAUUUGCCACACAGCCCCACCUUGGGCCUGAGAGGACCUGGGAAGCCCCUCCAGGAGGGACCACGGUCAUCCUCGGGCUUCUGGAGCAGGGUUCCUGCAGCCGCAGAGGCAUCUGGAGGAAACGCAACCAAGAAGGGAAGGCAGGGGAGGCCGAGACGGGCGGAUCACGAGGUCAGGAGAUCAAGACCAUCCUGGCUAACACGGUGAAACCCCGUCUCUACUAAAAAAUACAAAAAACUAGCCGGGCGAGGUGGCGGGCGCCUGUAGUCCCAGCUACUCGGGAGGCUGAGGCAGGAGAAUGGCGGGAGGAGAAUGGCGGGAACCCGGGAGGCGGAGCUUGCAGUGAGCUGAGAUCCGGCCACAGCACUUCAGCCUGGGCCACAGAGCGAGACUCCGUCUCAAAAAAAAAAAAAAAGGGAAGGCAGGCGGGGCCCGGCAAAGGAGUGGCUACCAGGCCUCAACAACCACGUUCUGUGACAGCGCAGAGCUCGGCGCCGGCCCCUCCCUCCCUCCGCCAAGGACUCCGCCCAGCCAGCUCUUGGGGCCUUUUUCCAGCGCCCAUUUGGGUACUCUGCCGCUAAGCUUGGGAGCCAGCCUGCCAACAGCCGCCUGGCCUGGCCUCCCGACUGGCUGGCCUUGAGGUGGGCAGAGCGGGUUGUGGCACCUCCUCUCCCUGUGUGGGACCAGGACGGUGGCUCAGCCUCCACUCCAGGGAAGAAUCAAAGUUUCUAGAGUCGUGAGAAAACUAUUGAGAGUGGCUCUCCUCUGAUUCUUCACUGUGAGGGGCAUUCUUCAUGUUCUCCCAGCUGUUCCAAGACUGGGCCAUAGAAUUCCAUGUUUCAGGAGCCUAAGACCCUCCCAGAGCCCAGGUGCUUCACCACAGACCCCAAGCCGUCAAGCACAUUGCCCAGAGCAGUGGCCAACAUCAUGGACCCCUGUGCCUUGUCACAGAUGGGUGCUGGUCCUCAGGUGUUGCAGACACUGCUGGGUCCAUGGGGUCGGAUUCUGCCAGUUUCUGCACUGCAGCCAAAGAUGGUCAGAAGCAUUGUCGCUUCACUAGCAUCAAGUGCUCAAAGACAUGGCAGCCGUUUGGUGGUACUUAAGUAUUCAAAAUGACGACAACUGCAGAUUCUCUGACAGAAACCAGCACGGGGUCUUCACCUUCCUUCACCCCACAGGUGACACACCAGGGACAACAGCAUCUCAGUGGUGAUUUCCAAACCAAGCCUUUGUUUUUGGUGUGGCAGUUUGGGGGUUUGCUUUAAUGUUUUUCAAAUUGUAAAUGUUGGGCUUUGUAUUUUGAUGUAAACUGAGAAUAAUGGCAUUUUAGGGCCUGUGACCAAAAAUCAAGCUUGUAACUCGACCAUGGAUCUCAAUAAACCUGUCCUUGCUUCUGA